GAACCGGAGUGAGUUAUCUUAUCUUGCACCGCGAGAGGUCGCCACAGGAAAAUGCGGUCCAACACAAAACAGCUGAUAAUGGCAUAUCUGCAUCUUAUCUGUAUUCUCAAAGAAAGCGAACGUGUUUUAUAUUGUUUUAAGAGGAAAUUGUAUACAAUGGCAACUAAUUUUGGUUCAAUGACUAUUCCUGAAUUACGAAAGGAACUCGAAAAAUUUGGUGCAAAAAAAUCGGGACGAAAAAGAGAGCUUGUAGAAAGGCUUGAGGCAUACACACGCAAUGCCCACUGCUCCAGGACAGACCUCACUACUGCUCAAGAUUAUGUGAUGGCCUUACCUGAUCCUCAAAAAUAUGAAGAUCUAAACAGUGACAAGAAUUUUCCUGGGUGUAAUAUGGAUAACAUCACCACAUACUUGGCACAGUUCAAUAAAAAUCUGGAAUCAAAAGCAAGGAAUUUGUACAAUGAUGGAUUUAUUAAGUACAUCCAUACCACUGCAGACAAUUCCCUAUGGUAUGUUAGGAGUGCCAUUAGAGCAGAGAUGUCAAAGUCUGUAGUGUAUACUAUAGACAUUGUGAUGGAAAAUGAUGGCAACAUUGCAGAGUGUCAGUGCGAGUGUGCAGCUGGAAUGGGACCACUUGCGCACUGUAAACAUAUAUGCACAGCCCUGUAUGCAUGUCUUUCCUUUAAGACAAAUGGAAUUGUGAAAACGGAACAAACAUGCACACAAAGGCUGCAGACAUUUCACAGAGUGAGGCCACAUAGAGGAACCCCUAUGAAAGCGAAUAACCUGGACAUGCCGGGAUGUGAUGAAGUUUGUAAUUUUGCUGAUGGAUUUGAUCCGAGGCCAAUAGAAUAUAGGAACAAUCCAGGAUAUAAAUCAUACUUCCAGAAUGUAUGCCUUUCUUAUCCAGGAGUAAGCAAGACUCCUAUAUUUCAAACUUUCCCUCCAGCAAAUAUGAGGGGAAUUGAUGUGGACCAUGACUAUUUUACUUUUCAAGGUAGCUGCGAGUAUUUGAACAGUAUAAAUGUUUCAAAGAUAACAGAAGAAGAGGCACGGAUUCUUAAUUUAAAUACAGCAAAACAGGCUGCAUGCAAUAUGUGGCACGAAGAAAGAUGCAAGCGUCUGCACUCUUCUGUGUUUGGCAGAAUCUGCAAAAUGACUGAUAGAACAGACAAAGUAAAACUAGCAGAGACACUUGUUACGAAACAACGUCGACUCCAUUCAGCUCCAAUUCUCCAUGGACAAAAGUUUGAAAAAGUUGCCAUAAAAAAAUUCCAGGACAUAACUGGACAUACAGUAUAUGACACAGGAAUUUGUGUAAGCCUAACAAAUCCCUAUUUGGCUGCUUUACCUGAUGGCAUCAUUGAUGAAGACACUGUUGUUGAAGUGAAGUGCCCUUAUGUGGCAAGGAACGAAAUGAUUUCUCGACAGACAGUCCCUUAUAUAAGACAGAACAAUGGUACAUUUUCAUUGGACAAAAACCAUGACUAUUAUUAUCAAGUUCAAGGACAACUUUUUUGUGCAGAGAAAAAAACUUGUUUCUUUAUUGUGCAUACAUUCAAUGAUAUUUUAUUUUUCCAAAUUCAAAGAAACGAUACUUUCAUUUCAGAGAUGAUAGGAAAACUAAAGUUUUUCUAUGAAAAUAAUUUUAGGCCUGCUGUUCUGGAAAAAAAUUAUUUUAAAUCUUAUGAAGACUGUCAUUGUCCAAAAUAA
Messenger RNA from Saccostrea echinata, 1713 nucleotides. RefSeq lists its product as uncharacterized. Gene Ontology annotation, molecular function: zinc ion binding. The record is from RefSeq and is a predicted model, not a curated record. Bases 52 to 1713 code for a protein of 553 amino acids. The transcript is spliced from 2 exons. NCBI's taxonomy places the organism in Eukaryota, Metazoa, Mollusca, Bivalvia, Ostreida, Ostreidae.